Schizosaccharomyces japonicus yFS275 is the source of this 1827-nucleotide messenger RNA. Its product is annotated as DNA replication factor A subunit Ssb1. Bases 1 to 1827 code for a protein of 608 amino acids. Gene Ontology annotation, molecular function: sequence-specific DNA binding; single-stranded DNA binding; nucleic acid binding. NCBI's taxonomy places the organism in Eukaryota, Fungi, Ascomycota, Schizosaccharomycetes, Schizosaccharomycetales, Schizosaccharomycetaceae. Gene Ontology annotation, biological process: DNA recombination; DNA replication; telomere maintenance via telomerase. Gene Ontology annotation, cellular component: DNA replication factor A complex; chromosome, telomeric repeat region; site of double-strand break. The transcript is spliced from 2 exons. The record is from RefSeq and is a predicted model, not a curated record.
AUGGCUGACAGACUGUCUGUAGGGUCAUUAAACAAAAUUAAUACGACAUCAGACCCGUCAGAGUUCCCUGCGAACCCAGUUUUACAGGUCUUAACGGUAAAAGAGCUUAAUUCAAACCCAACCUCCGGUGCUCCUAAGCGGUACCGUGUUGUGUUUUCAGACUCUCAAAACUAUGCCCAAUCCAUGUUAAGUACACAGCUAAACCAUCUUGUAAUGGAAAACAAGCUCGUGAAGGGAGCUUUUGUCCAGUUGACCCAGUUCACAGUCAAUGUGAUGAAGGAGCGCAAAAUCCUUAUCGUUCUCGGACUAAACGUUCUGCCUGAACUCGGCAUCAGUGAGAAAAUUGGCAAUCCAGCUGGUCUGGAAACCGUAGAUGUUUUGAAACAACAGCAGCAACAAAACGCAUCGAAACCGCCUUCAGAGUCGUCAAGCACAUCCAGCUUUUACGGUAACCGGCCGCCUCCUAUGAACAAUGCACCUGCUCCGGCGGCUAAACGGAAUGCCGUUCGUGCAGGCGGUGGUCUCAGUACCAUCAUUUAUCCAAUCGAGGGUCUUUCUCCCUAUCAAAACAAGUGGACCAUCCGGGCACGCGUCACAAACAAGUCUGAAAUCAAACACUGGCACAAUCAAAGAGGUGAGGGCAAGUUAUUUAGUGUGAAUUUGUUGGAUGAAAGCGGUGAAAUCCGUGCUACGGGUUUCAAUGAACAAGUGGACGCCUUUUAUGAUAUCCUUCAAGAAGGACAGGUGUAUUUUAUUUCCAAAUGCAGAGUCAAUAUUGCCAAAAAGCAGUUUUCGAAUGUUCAAAACGAGUACGAACUCAUGUUCGAACGUGACACCGAGAUUAAAAAGUCGGAGGAUCAAAACGCUGUUCCUAUGGCUCGUUUUAACUUUGUCACACUUGAAGAAGUGGGCAAAGUUGCAAAAGAUGCCAUAAUCGAUGUCAUCGGUGUCCUUCAAAAUAUCGGACCUGUGCAGCAAAUUACCAGUCGUGCCACUUCUCGUGGUUUUGACAAACGUGACAUUACAAUUGUCGACCAGUCUGGCUUUGAAAUGCGCAUGACGGUUUGGGGAAAGCAGGCAAUAGACUUUAGUGUGCCUGAGGAAAGCAUUAUCGCUUUCAAGGGCGUAAAAGUGAACGACUUUCAAGGUCGGUCGCUGUCUAUGCUGAACAGCAGUACAAUGACGACGGACCCGGAUAUUCCUGAGGCCCACACAUUAAAAGGAUGGUAUGAUGGUCAAGGGCGUGCUCAGGAUUUCAUGAAGCAUUCUUCGGCUGCAACAGUGGGCAGUGGCACAAACCGCACGGCCGAGCGGAAAACGGUGGCCGAGGUGCAAGCACAGCACCUUGGCAUGUCGGAAACACCCGACUACUUUUCUCUAAAAGCUACUGUCGUGUAUAUUCGCAAAAAAAAUAUAUCAUACCCCGCAUGCCCGACCCCCGACUGUAACAAAAAGGUAUUUGACCAGGGCGGCUCCUGGCACUGUGAAAAAUGCAACAAAGACUAUGAGGCUCCUCAUUACCGGUAUAUCAUGACGAUCGCAGCUGGCGAUCACACUGGUCAGCUUUGGCUAAAUGUGUUUGAUGAUGUUGGUCGCAUCUUGAUGGGCAAGACAGCAGACGAGCUGAACGCAAUGCAAGAAAAUGACGAGAACGAAUUCACUUCUGUUAUGUCUGACGCUUCCUAUGUGCCAUACGUGUUUGAAUGUCGUGCAAAGCAAGACAAUUUCAAGGGCGAAGUGCGUGUGCGCUACACUGCUAUGUCGGUGCGUAAUAUCGAUUGGAAGCAAGAGUCCAAAAGACUGGUUGAUCUUAUUAAAUCCGCCUAA